AUGCGAAUAGGAUUAGCUAAACCUAUUCAUGGGAUUUAUGAACAAUUGAGUGUUCUUUCGUGUGUGGAGACUAUAAGCGUAUUGGUUAAAAUCAGCCUUACUACCUUUGAUAGAGUCUCAUCCCUUGUGAUUGUAUUCUCCAAAGUGUUGGUGUUUGUUCUUUCCAAUUCCUUUUUAGGUGGGAAAAGUUUCAUUGCAAGAAGAAAGAUGUGCAAGAGAAGUGGCCAAGCCAAGGAUGAAAUCAGUGUUCUCCUUCAAAGCCCUUUUGCUGUCUCUUUAUGGGAGCUUACUCCAAUCCUUGUCAAGGCAGACUCCCUUUCAUCUUUGAAACUUAUGCUUCAGGAUCAAAAUACAGCUUACCGCGCCUAUGCUAUCUCGAUUAUUGUUGUUGGGACAUUGAUACCUAAGGCAGUUCAUAUAGCUGGUGUAAUUUCAGGUCUCGAGACACUAGAUGUGUUGUCCGACCCACAAGUGCUCAUCUCCUUCAUCAACUUGGAAGGAUUCACGAUUGAGCUUGAAGAUUGGUUCUUCGAGAUAAGCUUUUUAAGCUUCUCACCCCUAACUAUCUCUUUCUUUUCCAUACCUCUUGAAUAUUGUAAAAGUUGUUUUAUUAGUUAA
Molecule: messenger RNA, 618 nt
Organism: Arabis nemorensis
Lineage: Eukaryota; Viridiplantae; Streptophyta; Magnoliopsida; Brassicales; Brassicaceae
Source: the annotation of a GenBank genome assembly